Molecule: messenger RNA, 5964 nt
Organism: Stylonychia lemnae
Lineage: Eukaryota; Ciliophora; Spirotrichea; Sporadotrichida; Oxytrichidae
Source: the annotation of a GenBank genome assembly
AUGAACCUUUAAGAAGAAGAUAAAACAUUUGAAUCACGCAUAUAGAGAGACACAAAUCUUCCUCCGACUAGCCGAAACCCAAAUCAAUAAAUAGAUUCUGUUCCAAUUUAACAAUCACAUCAAGGAAGUGUAAUAGUUCCCCCAGAUGAGUCUAUGAAUAGCCAUGCAGAAGGUGGCGAGCAUGACGGCAAGUUAUAGUCCAUUAUAUAAAAGCUUAAGAAAAAUGCACAAGAAAAUCAAAAUAUUCAGGAAAAGACAGUUGGCAAAGGAGAAGCAUUACUGAAGGUCCACGGCAAGGAAUUAAUCCUGGAUAAAAGAGCUCUCUUUGCAUUGCAUAUAAGAAAUCGGGUUAGAUACUUUAUUAUCUAUGUUACAGAGUGGAAAUGGUUUGACAGGUUCAUCAUUUUUGUAAUCUUUUUGAAUUCGUUAUUUCUUGCAACAUAUGACUUCUCAGAUAGAAAUGAUGUUACUGAACGAUGGAUAGAGUUAGUGCCAGAAAUUCCGAAUCUGCGUGGACUCCGUACUUUAAGAGUUUUAAGGCCCUUAAGAUCAAUCAAUGCAAUUCCAAGUAUGAAAAAUCAAAUUACGUCACUUAUUAAAUCUCUCGGAUAACUCGUAAAUGUACUCUUGUUCUUGAUGUUCCUCUUUAUCAUAUUUGGAAUUCUAGGAGUUCAGCUAUUUUCUGGAUAAUUUUAUCAAAGAUGCAGAUUAACACCAAAACCAGAUGAUUUUGGUAACUGGCCUGUCGAUACAUCAAUAGAUCGACUUUGUGCGUAUCCAGGUUCAGAUGGAUGGUAUUAAUGUCCAUCGACAAGUUACUGUGGUUCCCCUGCGGACUUUGGAAUGGGAAUCGAUAAUGAAAAUCUCACCUAAGCAGAUUACAUAAACUACGGCAUAACAACAUUUGAUAAUCUAGGUGUUGGAAUGUUAACAAUUUUCUAAGUAAUUACCUUAGAAGGAUGGUCAGAUCUAAUGUAUAUGCUUAUGGACUCUGGCACACCUUGGCUAUCAUCCAUAUAUUUCAUAGCUCUAGUCUUUAUAGGCUAGACUAAAGAUUAAUAACAAAAAGAUGAUGAUAAAAAAAGGGAGCAAUUAAAAAAGGAUUUAUAACUAAAAGCAGAUGAACAGAGAAAAGAAAAAGAGGAAUUAGAAAAAUAAAAUAGAUUAAAUGACUAGGAUAAUAAAUAUCAUGAUUUAUCAGGUGAUUAGAAAGAUCUUGUUCAUAAAACCAAAAUCAUUAGAGACAAUGCUCCAAAUAUACUUCGAAGAGCAACUCCCGAAAGUAGAGAGUCAUAAUUAAGGAGAGAAAGAGAAAAAGAAAUUCAUAAUCAAGAUCCAAAAAUCAAUUUGUAUAGUGGCCAUGAAACGACAGAGAAGAAUUUUCUGCCAGUCAUUACUAACUAUGAGAAUAAAUUGAGAACCACAUUUUAUGAUUUAGAUUAGAAAAAGUUUAAAGUGGAAGAUAAUAGCAACAAUCUAACCAAUAAUAUCUCAUAAUAGUAAACUCCUAUUAACGUAAAUACUAGAGUAAUGGAGGGUGAAAAAUAUAAGGAAUAAGAGGACUAAUUCAAAAAUUCAGACGCUUCUCUAAUCAAUGAAAUUGUGCCAAAAUCUGAUAUAAUAAUCAAUGGUGAGACUAAAAUUAAUCAGAGUAACGCAAAAAAUUAAAGUCAAAUCACAAUGUUUAUGUCUGAAACUGAUGAACCUACAAUCUCUAAAAAAAAUAGAUCUAUUUGUCACAGGAUCUAAUAUGUAUUUUUCAGAAUUGCCAUGAAUCCAAUAUUUGCAACUGUAAUUGUAAUGCUCAUUCUAAUGAAUACACUCAUUCUAUCAUUUGACAGAUACCCUAUAGAUUAAAAUGUUUCCGAUUAAUACAACUAAAUUAAUACAGUUCUCACAUGGCUAUUCUUUGUAGAAAUGAUGGUGAAGUUAAUAGGUCUCGGACCAAAGCUUUAUUCAAAAGACAAGUUUAAUCUAUUUGAUGCUUUUAUUACUUGUCUCACAACAGCAGAAAAUUUAAUUGAUAUUUCCCCAGUAGAUAGCACAAUAUCUAGUGGUGGAGCCAUUUCUGGAUUUAGAGCGGUCAGACUAUUCAGAAUAUUCAAGCUAGCAAGACAACUUAAAAGUUUCUAAACAAUGCUUUAGAAAAUUGCGAUGAGUCUUAAAGAUAUUGGAAAUUUUUCUGUCCUAUUGUUCCUUUUUCUUUUCACAUAUACUUUACUUGGUAUGGAAAUCUUCUCCUACAAAGUAAAAUUUGCAAAAGAUGGAUCCAUAGAUUUGGAUAACGGAUAAUCUCCAAGGUAAAACUUUGAUAACUUCCUUCAUGGAUUUGUUACUAUUUUCAUUGUAUUAAUUGGCGACAAUUGGAAUACUAUAAUGUAUACUUUUUAUAAUGUUCAGGGGGGAAUUGCAGCAUUAUUUUUUGUUACUUUACAAGUAUUUGGAAAAUAUGUUCUUUUGAACUUGUUUUUGGCUAUUUUAUUACAAAAUUUUGAAGAUGAUGGAGCAGCUACCUAGCAAACUAUUAAUACAGAUCUGUCAGUAAGUAAUAAUACCUCAACUAGAAUCCAAAGAUUUAAAGACUCCAUAAGAGAUAAAAUAAGAUCUAUUUUCAAGAGAAACCAAAUAAAUGCUACUAGUUAAGUUCCUGAUAGUUUAAGUGUACAGUUCACAAUCCCUAACAUAGAGAAUGGAAACUAGUCUAUUAGGGGUUUAUAAGAAAGUGCCAGAGGAAAUAAUGAUAGAUCAGUUUCUGAUUUUAAUCUAUUUAAAAAUUUCGAUGGAGGACUUUCUCAACGGAAUUCAAUAAGUCUUAGAAACUAAAACUCUUAAAACGAAGGUCUAUUAAGCAGGCAAGAGAGUCUGAACAAUACACUUAGACAGAGCAAAUAAUUUUAGUAAUUCAAAAAAAUGCACACCAUAGGUGGAAAUGAGAACAUAAUACCAAUUGAUCCCAGUGCUAAUGAAAAGUCUAACUACUAAACUGAAAAUGAAAAUGAAGAUGUUUUUCAAGAUAACGGAGAAGUAGGUUAUAAUACUAACAGAAAUUUACUGACUAAAAGCGGUAAAUCAUCAAAGAAGAAGAAAAAUUUGUUUGAGGAUAUAACAAAUAAGACAUAAUCUAUCAAGAAUAAGUCAGAUAUAAUAAUGAGAGGCAAAUCCUUCUAUUUAUUUUCGCCAAAAAACUCCUUCAGAAGAGCAAUGCACCGUAUUGUCUCACACAGAUUCUUUGAUCCCUUCAUUCUAUCAAUGAUAUUGCUUUCAACAAUUAUGCUUGCUAUAGAUAACCCACUUGAUGACCCUAAUGGACUUCAAUCUAAAACUCUUGAAAAGAUAGAUUAUGUAAUAACAGCCAUAUUUUGUAUGGAAGCUCUGCUCAAGAUAUUUGUAUUUGGUCUAGUCAUUAAUGGACCAGAAAGUUAUUUGAGAGUAUCAUGGAAUAUUAUGGACUUUAUCAUUGUGAUAUUCUCUAUUAUCUCAAUAUUGCUAAGUGAUUUGAAUAUACAAUUCAUUAAAGUUAUCAGAAUGCUAAGAGUGCUUAGACCCCUAAGAAUGAUAUCUAGAAAUGAAGGUCUUAAAUUGGCUGUCUUAUCACUCAUUAAUGCUGUUCCUAGUAUAAUAAAUGCACUUGUUAUUUCUUUGCUAUUUUACAUACUUUUUGGCAUUUUUGCGACUAAUUUUUUCAAAGGUACAUUCUAUCAUUGUGUAACAGAUAAAAUAUCUCAAAUUUUGGAUAUUGAUAAAGAAAUUACAACGAAAUGGGACUGCCUAAAUGUCGGAGGUGACUGGAUUAAUACAAUAACUAACUUUGAUAACUUGCCUGUAUCUAUGAUGUCUCUAUUUAUCCUCUCGUCAACUGAAGGUUGGGGAGACAUUAUGUACAAUGGCGUUGAUGCGACUGAAAUUGAUCACUAGCCGGUAUAUAAUAUGAAUGAGGGCUGGGUAUUUUUCUUUAUGGUAUUUAUGAUUAUCGGUUCUUUAUUCCUUUUGAAUUUAUUCGUAUCUAUUGUCGUGAACACCUAUUAUGUUGAAAAAGAGAAGUUAAGUCAAAACGAUGUCUUGAAAAACUACCAGAAGUAAUGGCUUUUGAUUUAAUCACUAGGAUUCGAGGCUUAGCCAACAAAAAUAGAAAAGAGACAUGACAACAUUGUAUCCAAAUUUUGUCAGAAUAUAGCUGACUCUCCCAAAUUUGACUACUUCAUUAUUGGAUGUAUUAUUAUUAAUACUAUCUUAAUGGCUUUAACAUGGUUUUAAAAUCCUUAAGAGAUACCAGCAAAUCUUGAGAUUGUCAACUACUUUUUCACUGCAGUAUUUACUUUAGAAGCAAUUAUUAAAAUUAUAGCUUAUGGUCUUGGUUAUUUCAAACAAGGCUGGAAUAUAUUUGAUUUCGUAAUAGUCAUCAUAUCAUAUGUGACCUUGAUUAUUGGCCAGCUAUCAUCAGCGGCUGUAGGACCUAAAUAAACAACAAUAGCAAGAGCGUUUAGAAUAGGAAGAGUUUUUAGAUUGAUUAAAAAGGCUAAAUUUCUUAGAAUUAUUUUCAAUACUAUCAUUGUGACCAUACCAGCUCUUGCAAACGUCGGUGCACUCAUGUUUUUACUGCUAUUCAUUUUCUCAAUUCUUGGCGUACAGACAUUUGCAUUAAUAAAGCUUUAGGACAGUUUGAACUAUCAUGCAAAUUUCUAAAACUUUGGAAUGGCUUUUCUAACUCUGAUACGAUUACAAACCGGAGAAGGCUGGAAUAAUAUUAUGGAGGACACUUUGAGAACAAAAUCUGUAGUAUUUGAUUGUGAUGAUAGUCCAACAUAUGAUUCAAUCCAAUAGAAUGGAGGAGAUCCUAAUGGCUGCGGUACUGGAGCCGCUUAUGCAUACUUCCUUUCAUUUCAAAUUAUAGUGACCAUUAUAUUCUUAAACUUAUUCGUUGCUGUUAUAUUGCAAGGUUUCUCAACAUCAACCGAUGAAGAAGUCCUUGAAGUUUAUAAAAAGCAGAUAGAAGCAUUUAAAAAAGUUUGGGUAAAGUAUGAUCCUAACGGAACGGGCUAUAUAAAAAUUAACGAUAUGAAUGAUCUAAUUGAUGAUGUAGAAGAAGAAACUGAUAUUAUAACAGUAGUCAUUCAUAAAGAUUUUUCACGAAGGAGAUUCUUUAUUUCAUCCUUACAAGCACCAUGUUAUAAAAAUUUCUCGAUGUAUUACUUCCAAGAUAUUCUCUCAUGCCUCUAGAAAAGGUAUCUCUAGCAUCGCUAUGUCAUAGAAGAAAUUGAUAAAAUGGAAAUCGAUGUUUCAUAAUAUACUAUUCAAGCAAAAAAUAAGGAGUUAGAGUUCGAUGAAAUAAUUGAAGAAAUUCCAGAGAUAUCAGCCGAUAAGAAGAUUUAAAUAGUUGAGGAAAAUUUCAAACUUCGAACUAAAUAUACUAAGAGGCAAGAAGACAAAGUAGAUAAAUUUGAAGAUAAAGUAUAUGAUUCUUCUUAUAUCGUUUGGGUACCUGUUAUUCAAUAAAGAAUUAAACCUUUUCUCAAUAGAAUCCUUGAAAGAAAAAGAGAACAUGCUAGAAUUUAGAAUAUGCUUGAUAGGAAUAACUUGAGUCUAAUAAUGGAAACAGGAGGCUAGCCUAGCGCAAUGCAAUCACUUCAUAGAGAUGAUCCAAUCUAUACUUAAUCAGAAGAUGGAUUUACACCGCAUAGGAGACAUAGGCAAUCAAGACCAGAGGAAACCACUCAUUAGCUCUUGUCUAGUGAAUGGAAUGGACCAAAUGUCAAUAUUUAAAAUUUGAGACAAAGACCUUUAAAUAAUUCAAGUAACAUUCAUUAAAUUGAGGCAGAUAGGAGAGACUACGGACAGACCGGUGAGGUCGGUGGCACUAAUACCCUCUGUAACGGAGACGAGUCUUAUGAGCAUGAAUACUCAUAGGUCAUUCGUGAAGAGAUGAUAAGUAAUCCGAACUACAAUGGAAGUAUUAUACGAAGGUGA